AAGCCACAAGUACCUUCAGCAGGAGAAACAACGCCAAGUUGUCCCUAGUAGUGGAGCAAAGAGCGAGAUUUCGACGCGAAGACGUCUUGACAAGUCAGGUCCCUUGAGGCAAGUGAUGCGUAAGGAAGAGGAAUUGAAAACACUUGAAUUGGGAUUGCCUACAGUGGAGAUGUUUCGAGCAAAAUUCUGGGAUUUUCAUGCGCAACAGUGCGCAAUGAUACCUCGACUAUACAAAAACAGACUGAUGGACACACUAUUUCUCUACGAGAAACUAAUCCUCGAAGAUGAAAGCCACACCCUCAACUUCAAGCUCUUCUUAAGGCUGACGCUUUAUUCUGAUGUUAGAAUUACUUAG
Molecule: messenger RNA, 355 nt
Organism: Amoebophrya sp. A25
Lineage: Eukaryota; Dinophyceae; Syndiniales; Amoebophryaceae
Source: the annotation of a GenBank genome assembly